Molecule: messenger RNA, 2684 nt
Organism: Cricetulus griseus (Chinese hamster)
Lineage: Eukaryota; Metazoa; Chordata; Mammalia; Rodentia; Cricetidae
Source: RefSeq, a predicted model, not a curated record
AUCAUUGAAUGGCGCGUGUCUGACAACAUGCACCACCACUGGCUUCUACUGGCCGCAUGCUUUUGGGUGAUUUUCAUGUUCAUGGUGGCCAGCAAGUUCAUCACGUUGACCUUUAAAGACCCAGAUGGGUAUAGUGCCAAACAGGAGUUUGUGUCCCUGACCACCAUGCCAGAAGCAGGGAAGCUAAGAGGAGAAAAGCAUCUUCCUGAGGAUACAAAGCCAACUGGGAGGAUGCUCUCUGAUGGCCGUCCUGACCAGCCCCCGGUUUAUCUGGAACGGCUGGAGCUCAUCAGAAAUGCCUGCCAGGAAGAGGCCCUGAGGAACCUCUCACACACUGAGGUCUCUAAGUUUGUCCUUGAUCGAAUAUUUGUCUGUGACAAGCACAAGAUUCUUUUCUGUCAGACUCCCAAAGUGGGCAACACCCAGUGGAAGAAAGUGCUGAUUGUCCUAAAUGGAGCGUUUUCUUCCAUUGAAGAGAUCCCUGAAAAUGUGGUCCAUGAUCAUGAGAAAAAUGGCCUUCCACGUCUCUCCUCCUUCAGCAAAACAGGAAUUCAGAAGAGGUUGAAAACAUACUUCAAGUUUUUUAUUGUAAGAGAUCCCUUCGAAAGACUGAUUUCUGCCUUUAAGGAUAAAUUUCUUCAUAAUCCCCGCUUUGAGCCUUGGUACAGGCAUGAUAUUGCUCCUGGCAUUAUUAGGAAGUACAGGAAGAACCGGACAGAGACCCGGGGCAUCCAGUUUGAAGAUUUUGUGCGCUAUCUGGGUGAUCCAAACCGCAGGUGGUUAGACCUUCAGUUUGGGGAUCAUAUCAUCCAUUGGGUGACCUACGUAGAACUCUGUGCACCCUGUGAGAUAAAGUACAGUGUGAUCGGACACCACGAGACCCUGGAAGAGGAUGCCCCGUACAUCCUGAAAGAAGCUGGCAUAGACCACCUGGUGUCUUACCCCACCAUCCCUCCAGGCAUCACCUUGUACAAUAGAACUAAAGUGGAACACUACUUCCUGGGCAUCAGCAAACGAGACAUCCGGCGCCUGUAUGCACGUUUUGAAGGAGACUUUAAGCUCUUUGGGUAUCAGAAGCCAGAGUUUUUGCUAAAUUAAUGCAUAGGACCCUUGAAUUGUUGCUAGAUCAGGGGCUGACUAGAUGGAGGUCUGAGCACAGAAAUGAGACUUCUUUCCAUCAUUCCCUGUGGUUCCGUGAACAGAUGAUGUUGGGCUCUGAUUAUCUUAGCUUGGAUGUCAGAUGCUCUGAGCCCCUCCCCCAACCUGAGUCAUUAGGAGUCACUAGCCAUCACUCCCAUGAGAGGUUAGGAAAGACUGUUUGCAGACUGGUGGGCAGACCCAGAGGAGACAGUGUUAGGAGCUGUUCCCUUCAGUGUCACACUGGCAUUGCCAGCUAACCAGUGGCCGGGAGGUAUCACCUGUGACUUGUGGGUUGUAUAGACUCAGCACUUUGAAGAGAGAUGGAGAUGCUAAAUGGCUGCAAAAGUUUCUGGGGCCUGUGCAGACUCAAAUCUAAGUCAGAAUGAUACCUCUUUCUUCCAUCUUGGCAUACCUAUAAUCGCAGAUGCAGAUCAUGUAUGCUCCUGGAGCUUGAGGUCCUGUGACAUUUGCUGUUGGUACUCACAGAAUUGUUUGAGCAAUCUGUGCUUUCAAGAUCCAGGCUAGCCCAAAUUUUAAGACAUCUGACCCUGCAAGCACCUGCUUCAUUCUGCAGAAGAGAUACCCUUCUGGAAAGUGAGGGGGUAUGUAGGGACAUCUUUGGAGACUUGGAACUUGUCACAGGGGAGAAAGAACUGGACGGUCCUGGAAACUCAGGCUGCUGUGAAAUUGGGUACCGUUUGUCUUGGCUCCUGCUUUUGUCUUAGACUGCCCUUGGAGUGAGCAGUAGGGGCUUUUUCACCGGUCUCCUCCACAAGCCUCACUGUCCUGAGAGGGGAGAAAAGACAAAGCAUUUCCAAUGGAUAGAUACUGACGACAAGCAGGCACGCCAUGCCAGCAUUGCAGAACCCAGUCCUAUUUACACACUGCCAUGUCAGUCCACGUCGACAGACAGGAUCCUCCAGCCCUGGUUCUUAACAGUGCCGCCAUUCUGGACUGAAAGACCCCCAAGUUGGAUAAUCAGAUUCAUCAGCAAUAAAGUCUUGGGUGAGGCCAGUUCUGGCAACAUGCCAUCCAGGCAUUGAGGCCAGCCCAGGCAAGAAGAAAGCCACAACAGCCAUGUCAGCUGCCAACCAGUAGCAAAAUACAGCUAAAGAUGACAGAAUGGUCUGCCUGAGGGAGUCCCAGGCACACACAUCUGCCCAGGGUUGGGAGAAAUUGUGAUAGCUUUUCCUAAGGGCCACAGCCCUCCUCUCAAAAAGCUUCCUGAACAUGUAAAUGUGAAAGUCAAAUAAAAUUUAAAAUAUGUGCCAAAUCUGACCAGUGGAGGGGGCGCUCCAGGGCUCCAGGUAACUCCUGAGGGCUGAGGGCUCAGACCAGGGAUGGGGCUGUGGACUGGAAUGAGGCUUGGCCUUUCCUGGUCGACCAAGAUGCCAAGAACGUGACAUUGGGUUAUUUUUAAAUGAAGUUUUAGCAAAGCCUUCAUGAAAUCACUUUGGACCUAAACUGCUGAUCGUGACCUCUUUUCUGUGUUUGACAAACAACGGUGUUAAUAUUGUGUGUGAGGUUAAGGCCUUCAAGGUAGU